Molecule: messenger RNA, 1546 nt
Organism: Phodopus roborovskii (desert hamster)
Lineage: Eukaryota; Metazoa; Chordata; Mammalia; Rodentia; Cricetidae
Gene: Htra2
Product: HtrA serine peptidase 2
Exons: 8
Coding region: 16-1368 (450 amino acids)
Biological process (GO): proteolysis; positive regulation of apoptotic process; programmed cell death
Cellular component (GO): mitochondrion
Molecular function (GO): serine-type endopeptidase activity; protein binding
Source: RefSeq, a predicted model, not a curated record
GCCGAGGCGGAGCUGAUGGCUGCGCUGACGGCGGGGCGGGGUGCAGGCGGCGGCCUUCGGGCGUGGCGGGCUUUGGGGGGCGUCGCUUGGGGGAAGGGUCCCCUGCUGACCGCUGACCCCCGGGCUCCGCCGACGUCAGGGGCUCCCGACCGCCGCGCCCGGGUGCCCGUGGGGGCCCCGCGCGGGGCGCGAGCGGCGUCUGCGGCCCCAGGUCCGCGCGCACGGCCGGCUGUGCGGGCUGCGGGCCCCGGCGCCCGGGACGCCUGCAGCAGCUGGGGCGCGGGCAGCGGCCGGCGGGGCUGGCUGGCGCUGGCGGCGGCGGCGGGCGCGGGCGCGGCGGGCUGGCUGCUGGUGUGGCGCUGGGGGCGCGCGCCCCCCGCCGUGCUGGCCGCCGUGCCCGCGCCGCCGCCCGGCUCUCCCCGCAGCCAGUACAACUUCAUCGCGGACGUGGUGGAGAAGACAGCCCCGGCUGUGGUCUACAUCGAAAUCCUGGACCGGCACCCCUUCUCGGGCCGCGAAGUCCCCAUCUCAAACGGCUCAGGAUUCGUGGUGGCUUCCGAUGGGCUCAUCGUUACCAACGCCCACGUGGUGGCCGAUCGGCGCCGGGUGCGAGUGAGGCUGCCUAGCGGAGACACUUACGAGGCCAUGGUCACAGCCGUGGACCCUGUGGCAGACAUUGCCACGCUGAGGAUUCAGACCAAGGAGCCCCUUCCCACCCUGCCCCUCGGCCGCUCUGCUGACGUCCGGCAAGGGGAGUUUGUUGUUGCCAUGGGGAGUCCCUUCGCACUGCAGAACACCAUCACAUCUGGCAUUGUCAGCUCUGCUCAGCGUCCUGCCAGGGACCUGGGACUCCCUCAGACCAACGUGGAGUACAUUCAGACCGAUGCAGCCAUUGACUUUGGAAAUUCUGGAGGUCCCCUAGUUAACCUGGAUGGGGAGGUGAUUGGAGUGAACACCAUGAAGGUGACAGCUGGAAUCUCCUUUGCCAUCCCUUCUGACCGCCUUAGGGAGUUUCUGCAUCGCGGGGAGAAGAAAAACUCCUGGUUUGGAAUCGGUGGGUCCCAGCGCCGCUACAUCGGAGUGAUGAUGCUAACCCUGACUCCCAGCAUCCUCGCUGAACUACAGCUGCGAGAGCCAAGCUUCCCUGACGUUCAGCACGGUGUCCUCAUCCAUAAAGUUAUCCUGGGCUCUCCUGCACACAGGGCUAGUCUUCGGCCGGGUGAUGUGAUCUUGGCCAUUGGAGAGAAAAGGGUACAAAAUGCGGAAGACGUCUACGAGGCUGUUCGAACCCAAUCGCAGCUGGCAGUGCGGAUUCGUCGUGGAUCAGAAACCCUGACCUUGUAUGUGACCCCUGAGGUCACAGAAUGACUGGCGUAGCAAGAGUGUGAAGCUCCUGCUCUGAUUCCCUCACCUUCCUAGCCUAGGUUCUGAGCGCACCUGGGCUGGGGAGUCAAUGGACCUAGAGAGGGCAGGUCCCCCUAACCAUCAGCACCAAUCCUGGGCUCUGAAGAACACAUUUUAUAUAAAAUAAAAUUAUACCUAGCAA